GCGCAUUCAAUGGGGUCGUUAACAUCCCGCGUCACGAGGGACCCAACCUGUGUGAUGCUUUAGCGCGCGCCCCAAAGACUUUAAAGCGCGCGAUUUCCACCUGUGCAAAUAUAUUCAGCCUCCGAUUAGCCGCGCGACUUCAAAACUUUGUGAGUUUUGCGAUUUUGGAGAGGACAACAUGAGUUCCUCGUUUCCAAAAAGCGAAUCCACCACAUCACUAAUCAAAACCACGGCACCACCGAAGCACCGGAAACCCGGGAACCGCGCUGACCAUCGCCACAUCGAGGAUUCAUGUUGGACCGAAGCGUGCGAUGCCACCGCCCGGAGACCCCUGUGCCAACCAAAACAAACCCGAAACGAAGGUGGAGGUGGAAGGAGAGGAGAGAGGAUCCAGAAUCAGAUCCAGGAUGGAUAUUAUCAGCAUGGUGGACCGGAUCGGCACAGCAAAGAACAUCGCAAACCUUCAAGGCACCAUACGAUUGACCUCCCGGUCCACGGGAAAUCCAGGACGCCUUCACCGACUCCAUCUCGCUCAGAUGAAGCUGCGUUGUUCUUCGAAUCCAAGGACAAACAUCGGACCGGCUCGAAUCAAAGUCUCUCAUCCAAUCAUCCAGCUGCAACAUCAGGACCACUUCAGUCAGACAGCGCGCGAGCGAGGGGGAGCGCGUACAGCGGCGCCCUUGAUGCAGACCUCCAUCCUAUAAUCAAAUCCGUGUUUGGACAGGACCGCAAGCGCAGCUACAAAGCAGUACAGUCAUGUGAUGAGAGGGUCACAUCUGGAGAGACCCUGGCGGCUUUGGCACAGAACUCCACUUACAUGCACAAUGUUCUGGGGCCUGCGUGCAUCUUUCUCCGCAAGGGCUUCGCUGAGAGCCGUCAGGCUAACAGAGAGCUGAGACCAGAGGAAAUGGAUGAGUUACGAGAAGCCUUCAAAGAGUUUGAUAAAGACAAAGAUGGCUUUAUUGGCUGCAAGGACCUGGGGAACUGCAUGAGAACUAUGGGAUACAUGCCUACCGAGAUGGAACUCAUUGAACUGAGCCAACAGAUAAAUAUGAAUUUGGGAGGACAUGUGGACUUUGAAGAUUUUGUGGAGCUGAUGGGACCAAAACUUUUGGCUGAGACGGCAGAUAUGAUCGGAGUGAAAGAGCUGAGAGACGCAUUCAAAGAGUUUGAUACCAACGGAGACGGCCAGAUCAGCACGGCAGAACUAAGGGAGGCCAUGAAGAAACUGCUUGGGCAGCAGGUGGGCCACAGAGAUUUAGAGGACAUUCUUCGAGACAUUGAUUUGAAUGGAGACGGACAUGUUGACUUUGAAGAAUUUGUGCGAAUGAUGUCUCGCUAGACAAAUGUGGAUGGACAGCAAAAACUGGACUUCCUGCUUUCUGAAAAAAAUAUAGGAUGGAACAAAAGAAGCUUCACAAGAGGAACUUCUGGAAGAUGAACUUUGACCUCAACAGCAGGAUUGGGAUAACUCGGAUGCUGUGAUCUCUGAUCUCUAUUUGAAUAACACAGUUAGCAGAAUAAUCACAAUGGGGUCUUAUGCAAAACUGACCUAAUAUCAGUGCUUAAAUAGCAACAUUUGGCUUGCAGUCGAAACACUGAUUGAUCUUCUCAGUUUAAAAACAUCAAUAUAUCCAGUUUAUGUUUUUUAUUCUCUCUUAGUCACAUCUACUUAAUAAAAGUAAAGUGAUACAGAUAUUGCAAUAACAUUGCUCUUUCAUAUUUAACAAUUGUAAAAUAUCAUUGUGAGAGUGUAUAGUUUCCCUUUACGAGACUCUGGCUGUUUUAUAGUGGUCUAUGAAAUAUAAAAUUAUUUCUCACAAAGAUUUUAUUUUAUAUAUUAAUGCACAAUGAAAGUUAUAACUGGGAAAUGCUGGAAAAACUUUGCUAUUGAUCAUAUGCUAUAUAUUGUACAAUAUAUCGGACCUAUGCACUGCCGUACAAUUAAAUACGUGUGGACAUAUUUUAAGGGAGACUCUUGCCAUAAAAAUGAAUAUUUAUUAAGAGUAUUUAAUUGCCCUUGUUUGCACACUGUCCUGCAUGAAAGCUAUUACUGAUGCAAAAAGUUAACACACUCGAGUUGAGACAAGUAGCAUACUUGCAUACUUUUGGUUUUGUGUAGUUUUGUCAUGUGCUGUAUUUAAAAUGCUUGAGUAAGUUAACAGUCAAAUGAGCGUAUUUUUUAUUUCUCUUUGAGUGUGUGCGUGUGUGUGUAAGAGAGAGAGAGAGAGAGAGAAAGAGAGAGAUAUGAAGGAUGUGGGCACUAGGUUUUUUUUAUAUCCUUUUGUGUGAAUUGAAAUUUGUCUAACCUGAGUUAUUUUUUGCAUGCCAAAACAACUUUUUGUACAUUGCAGAUUUCAUUAAAAACGGUGUUGUCUAACUAAAAAACUUCUUGCUUUUAUCUUCAUUCAAGCAUCAUUACAAUAUCACAAACACAGAUUUUGAUUAUAU
Paramisgurnus dabryanus is the source of this 2451-nucleotide messenger RNA. It is a transcript of the gene cabp1b, whose product is annotated as calcium binding protein 1b. Gene Ontology annotation, cellular component: cytoplasm. Lineage: Eukaryota; Metazoa; Chordata; Actinopteri; Cypriniformes; Cobitidae. Gene Ontology annotation, molecular function: calcium ion binding; calcium channel regulator activity. The record is from RefSeq and is a predicted model, not a curated record.